Molecule: messenger RNA, 246 nt
Organism: Plenodomus lingam JN3
Lineage: Eukaryota; Fungi; Ascomycota; Dothideomycetes; Pleosporales; Leptosphaeriaceae
Source: RefSeq, a predicted model, not a curated record
AUGGUCGCUGCGUUGGACACUGGCGAACUUUUCACUUUUGUCAAAGUUUAUUCGACAAUGUCCUGGAUCUGCGCCACCACGUUCGGCGACAUGGUCAAGAUUCCAGACCUCGGGUUCGUUCUGACAUUUGUCUCAGUUGGAAAUCAUGUCCCGCUGGACAACAACCCGCGCCUGCGCCCACUCGUCGCUCUUUUGUCUCAUGGAUCCGGAGUUAAGUCCUGUGGCUCGCGUGAGUUCUCGGUUUGA